AUGGCGCUGCAAGCGGUGUACAAGCAGUUCCUGGCUGCGCCCAAUUCAUCCGCGCUGGCGCAGGACGCGUCGUUGCACUACAUCACCACGACGACCAGCUUCUACGGCCCCACCGACAUCAUCAAGCACCUCAACUCCCAGCGCAACCUGAUCAAAAAGAAGGGGGAGGAAUUCAUCACCGUCGUUGAGGGGCAGGGCGCCCUUGCCGUCCAGACAGAGCUCUCUCUCGAGUUCCAGGACCAGGGCGGUGCUUACCUGCCGGGCCUCGACGAACAGUUUCUCUACGAUCGCGUCUUCCACAUCGUCAGGUUCGACAGCAAUGGCAAGAUUGCGACAGUCCAGCAGAGCUGGGACCAGGGUGCGCUCCUCAAGCAGCUCGAGGUGAUCGGCAAGACGGGUCGCAACUGGCCCAUCCGCGACAACCAGGACCAGAUCAAGCUGAUCACCAAGACUGGUGGCAAACCUGCCGAUCCGGCCCCCUCGCAGGUCGUUCAGCGACCCCGCGAAAACUCGACGCACGCCACGCGCGAUGCCCACGCGACACUUCACUCCUUCCAGCACCCGCGCGACGAAGAACCUGCACCUAUCGUGUCUCCAUUCUCGGGCACGCGACCCCGCCAGCGGACCUUUGAAGAGAUCCUGGGCGACGAGCCCCUCCCCGACUCGCCCGAGCACCAGUCGCCCAGCAAGUCUGUUGCGCCCAAGAUCGGUGCUGGCAAGAACUUCCAGCCUUCGCGGCUGUUCGACAAGGCCGAGGAUGAUGAGCCCGAGCCCGAGAGCCCCGAGGGCGUCAAGUCCACGACUCGCUACAUGAAGCCGCAUCCCACAAAGUACGACCACUUCGACUUCGUGGACGGCUCCGAUCCUAGCGAUGCACCGCAGGCCGGGGUCGCAUUCGAGGCCAUCAAGUCGAAGCACCGAAGCCAAUGGGCCUUUGAAGACUUUGUGACGCCCCAGAAGCCCAAGCCCAGCAAGACGUUCCGCCACCAGGACGUUCGCCACUGGGGCACGGAUGACAAGGACAUUGACGAGUCGCCUGCCAAGCCCGUCGCCCUCGGUAAGGCCCGCCGUGACGCAAACACCCAGAUCGAGCUUCAGGAUGACGGCGAAGGCGAGCGGCCUAGCCAGCGCCCCGGCGCCCGUCCCCGUGGGGCCAUGCACAACAGCGGGAUGGGCCUAUACAAGAACCACAUGGUGACGGACGACGGGUCCGAGCCCAUCCAGUCGCCAGACCCGCGCGCCCUCGGCAACAUCACCAACCUAAAGCACAGGUCCAAGACGUAUGGCCCCCACUUUGAGAUGGCGGACGAGUCUCCCACCCAGGACGCACACAAGGCCCCCAGCGCGCCUGUGCCCGAGGACAGGAAGAAGGCCGUCAACAUGAUGCAGGCCAACUGGUCGGCCUACGAUGAGUCGCCCAGCUCGCAGAAGGAGAACAGCAAGCCUUCGGCCAAGGAGACGCCCAGGGAUAUGCGGGAGAACGGGCCCAACCACCGCAUCAAGCUCGCUGGCGACGGCAUGGGCAACCCCAAGGGCGGGCGUGGCUGGUCGCUGGGUGACGAGAGCGACGGAGAGAAGCAGCCAGCCCCCAUGCCAGGGAGAAAGGGCGCCGCGCAGAAGGCAGCCAACAACUUCUGGGAGUUCUAG
Molecule: messenger RNA, 1647 nt
Organism: Cryphonectria parasitica EP155
Lineage: Eukaryota; Fungi; Ascomycota; Sordariomycetes; Diaporthales; Cryphonectriaceae
Exons: 2
Coding region: 1-1647 (548 amino acids)
Source: RefSeq, a predicted model, not a curated record